GUUCAACACUUCCAGGCCGGCUGGAGUGUGCAGGUCCCUUGCGCCCACCCGCCAGCAUGCACGCCGCCGAGGUGGAUCCUCAUGUAGCCCAGAGAUACCUGCUGAAGCGGCGGCUCGGAAAGGGGGCCUACGGAAUAGUGUGGAAGGCAGUGGAUCGGAGGACUGGCGAGGUUGUGGCCAUCAAGAAGAUCUUGGAGGCCUUCAGGGAUAAGACGGAUGCCCAGAGAACGUUCCGGGAGGUCAUGCUGCUGCAGGAAUUUGGGGGCCAUCCGAACAUCGUCCGGCUCCUGGAUGUGGUCCGGGCCGAGAACGACAAGGACAUAUACCUGGUGUUUGAGUCUAUGGACACGGACCUGAACGCCGUCAUCCGCAAGGGCGGGCUGCUGCAGGACAUCCACAGACGCUACAUCUUCCACCAGCUGCUGCGGGCCACCAAGUUCAUCCACUCGGGAGGCGUCGUCCACCGGGACCAGAAGCCGUCCAACGUCCUCCUCGACGCCAACUGCCAGGUGAAGCUCUGCGACUUCGGCCUCGCCCGCACCCUCGGCGGCCCCCCCGAGGGGCCGGGGGGCCAGGCCCUGACCGAGUACGUGGCCACACGCUGGUACCGGGCUCCAGAGGUGCUGCUGUCCUCGAGACGGUGCACCCCUGGCGUGGACCUGUGGAGCCUGGGCUGCAUCCUGGGGGAGAUGCUGCGGGGCCGGCCCCUGUUCCCCGGCACGUCCACACUCCACCAGCUGGAGCUGGUCCUCCGGGCCGUCCCGCCGCCGUCCGAGGAGGACCUCCUGGCUCUGGGCUCCGACCACUGCUCCUCGAUCCUGCACCUCGUGGGGGCUCGGCCUCGCCAGGCGCUGGAGGCCCUCCUGCCGGCCGACACGCCCCCCGAGGCCCUGGAUCUCCUGCGGCGACUGCUGGCGUUCGCCCCGGACAAGCGGCUCACCGCGGCCCAGGCGCUGCAGCACCCCUACGUGCGGAGGUUCCACUGCCCCACCCGGGAGUGGUCGCUGGAGGCGCACGUUCGGCUCCCGGUGCCCGAGGGAGCCCAGCUCACGGCUGCCGAGUACCGCAGCCGCCUCUACCAGAUGGUCCUGGAGCGCAGGGGCGACAGCCGCGACCCCGCCGAGCAGGGCCUGGGGGGCACGCCCCCGCGGACCGAGCCCAGCGUCCCGCUGUCCCAGGCGUGCGCCCUCAGAUCCGCAGCCGCCCCCCAGCCGCCCUCCUGCGGGCCCGCGCGCGACCUCGGACACAGCGCUCAGCACGGCCCCGGCCCCGCGCCCGACGAGCCCCGCGGAGCCAAGAGUGUUCCCAGGCAGAGCUCGGCUCUCCUGCUUCAGCCUCCGUCCCCAGGAGGCCCGGGGAGAGGGGCGAGGCCCCUGGGGGCGACGGCGGAAUCCCCCUCAGCACCCCCGUGGGUGAAGCCCCGCAUGCAGGAGGCGGCGCCCUCCCUGACCUCGCAGGCCAACGUCCAGGUGGCCAUCCAGGCCCUGAUCCGGAGCGACCCGGACCGAGGCCCUGGGGCGAGGCCGGCCGGCGUGGGACAGGUCUCGCUCCCGCGUCCCGGGGAAGCCCGGCUGGAGCCCCGUCCCGGCCGGAGGAUGUUCAGAGCCUCGGCCUCGCAGGGGGUCCAGGGGGCCGCGAGGGCCGCGCUCGGGGGCUACUCGCAAGCCUAUGGCACCGUCUGCUACUCGGCGCUGGGCCGCCUGCCCCUGCUCCCGGGACCCCACGCGUGAGCCGUGAUCCCUGCCUGCUACCCAGCCCCGCGGGGCUCCUAGGCCGCCGCCCAGUCCGGAGUCCCAGGAUCUGGCC
Phyllostomus discolor (pale spear-nosed bat) is the source of this 1806-nucleotide messenger RNA. RefSeq names its product mitogen-activated protein kinase 15 (gene MAPK15). Gene Ontology annotation, biological process: protein phosphorylation; intracellular signal transduction. The transcript has 14 exons. Bases 57 to 1730 code for a protein of 557 amino acids. The record is from RefSeq and is a predicted model, not a curated record. NCBI's taxonomy places the organism in Eukaryota, Metazoa, Chordata, Mammalia, Chiroptera, Phyllostomidae. Gene Ontology annotation, cellular component: cytoplasm; nucleus. Gene Ontology annotation, molecular function: ATP binding; MAP kinase activity.